Messenger RNA from Calidris pugnax (ruff), 1335 nucleotides. RefSeq names its product chromosome-associated kinesin KIF4-like. The transcript is spliced from 2 exons. NCBI's taxonomy places the organism in Eukaryota, Metazoa, Chordata, Aves, Charadriiformes, Scolopacidae. The record is from RefSeq and is a predicted model, not a curated record. The coding region runs from base 414 to 752 and encodes 112 amino acids.
GUUGCCAGCCAUGAAUCUGAAGACAAGUUUAAAUCUUUCUUUUGCACUUAGUAAAAGAAAAUUGCAUCUUUGUGCUUCAGGUGGCACAAAAACUUAACUCAUUUUCAGAUUUUUAUUUUUUUUUUUAAAAGAAUGGAAGGAAUAAUUUGGGGAGGGGGUUGUAGCAUUAGGAAGGUUCAACAGCAACUGAUGGUCAUUAAAAUUUGUGCUCAAACUGUCUGCAUUAUUAGUCUUGGAUCUUAGAGUUUUGAAGCAGAGACUUUCCAUAGUAUUUCUUUAAUUAUUGAUUGGUUUGUGCCUCAGUUGCCUGACAGAGGCAUGUGGCAUCCUGUACUACGAAUUACUUUGCAACUGGAGAGAAGGUCUCUUAGGGACCUCUACUAUUUCUUCAGCUGUUGGUGGGGAAGAAAGGGAUGGAUAUUGUUGAUGUGCUUCAAAGUAGUACUGCCCCACAGGAUGCCACGCUUUGCGAGGACCAAUCGAGGGACUCUGAAGGUUCCUCCAAACUUGAAGAUUCCACUGGAGCAACUGUAGCAGAGACCUUUUUUAAGCCUGUCACGCAGCCUACAAAGGUCUUGAAAGAUAUCACAGGCCAAGAAGUCUUCAUGAAGAAGCCGGGCGCUCCCUCUUCCCUGCCCGUGAGCGAUGAGGAACUUCAGGAGAACCAGAUGCUGUUUGUGAAGCGGAAGAAGAGAAUGCUGAUGAGCAACACCAGCUUCUUUGCAGGUUGUACCCCCAUUAAAGAGGCCUGACUGAGGAGCCCAGGAGAUGCCCUGUGCCUGAGUGGUGCUGUGCUUCUUUCGACCGCCUCGCUGGUGACUUUUUAACAUGUUGAGGUCUCUCGCUGAGGCAAAGACCUGAUGACUCUCAAGCCUGACAGCUUCUGGCACCAGCAAGGAAGUCAAACACUAGUUCUUGCUAGAUUGUCUGAUUUAUUGUAAAAAUUUGUAUGUGUGGGUCCUCAGCCCCGAGAGUAAGAAACUAUUUCCUCUGGUAUGUCUGCUUUUUAUCCGCGUUUCUCAUUCCAGCUGCCUUCCUCCUCCUCCUGAGCUGUGAACCUCUUGGGUACAGUUUAAUGCAUAAUCUUGAAAGAACUUUGUAUUUGCACUGGAAAUCUGGGCACUGUCCAGUCCCAUACAGCAUCAGCUGCCCUGUGAGAUCCACUGGUGCCUGAUCUUGAGGAGGCCCUGGAUGUAGUCUUAACUGAACUACCAGAUAUGAAAUGGUUGUUGUUUCUCUAUCACUGUUGAAUGAAGUUCCAAAACUUUCUAGCCCUAUUGUGAAUGUCGUAGUAAUUUUAUAUGAUUUAAUAAACUAGUUUGCAAAAACCCCCAA